AUGGCGCGGACCGCGGGCUUGUUGAGCCGGAACUGGCGUCCCGCCGCGCCAGGGCUCCUCGACGUCACCGAGAAUGACAUCCGCGACAUGAAACUCGCCGAGCUGAGGGCGGUCGCGAAGCGCGCGGGGCUUCAUCCGUCGUGGCACGCGGCGAAAAAGUCAGAUCUCGCGCGGGAACUUGUCUCCAAGAGACGGGAGCACGCGGCGUUCGUGAGGGCCGUGGAAUCUCACGGGUUCAGCGCGGCGGCGCGGCGCGGCGCGGAGGAGAUCAAGGGCGCUUUCAAGAAGGGCGCCAAGGGCCGUGCCGUCGGCAAAGAGCGCGGCUUUGGAGGUGACUCGGACUCGAGCCAAACGCUGCUGAGACGCGCGAUGAGAGCGUGCGUGCACAUCGUGCCGAGCGGAUCGGGCGUGCGAUGCGGACCGAGGGGCUCUUACGUGCUCACGUGCGCGCACUGCGUCGCGUGGGACGGCGAGGGCGACGACUGGGGCGAGGAGAGCUACUACGAUCCCGCCGGUGACGAUGAGGUCGACGGGACCGGGAACGGGAACGGCGGCUCGCGUUACGCCGUCGGAUCCACCACGCAGCGCGCGGGGAGGAUGGUGACCAUCGUCGACGCGCGCGGCGUGCACGCCGGCGCCGUGUGCGUCUACCACUGCGACAAGAUGGACCUCGCGCUGCUCAGGAUCGUGGACGAACAGGGGCGCUUGGAGCCGAAAGCGGCGGUCGGCGCCGGAUGUUUCGAGUGGGACGGAUCGGAGCGAAAGUUCGUCGGCGUCGCGCGAGAGCCGCGACCCGAGUUGGCGCGCGCGAACACCCGCGUCGUGUGCAUAGGGAACCCGUUCGACGUGGACCUCGAGUGCCCGGAGGGGGAGACGCCCAGACCGAUGGGAUUCACGCCGUUCUGGGUCAGCGCCGGUGUGUUGCAGGGACGACUGUUGACUUGGAAGGAGUCGGCGGCAAAGGAAAACUUGGGGAGGCAGAGGCACUCUUGCUGGACCUACUGGGGUCACAGCGGCGCCCCUUUGCUCCGUCCCGUGUUUCACGACGACCCGAACGGAGACGAAAAUUCGAUGCAAGUCGAGGUCGUCGGCAUUCACAAUUCUUGGGACGAUACAAACGGACAGAGACACGCCGUGUCGCUCGAGGAUAUCCAACAGUUCACCGAGGCCGAUCGACGGCGAUGA
Micromonas commoda is the source of this 1185-nucleotide messenger RNA. RefSeq lists its product with no specific name. Bases 1 to 1185 code for a protein of 394 amino acids. Lineage: Eukaryota; Viridiplantae; Chlorophyta; Mamiellophyceae; Mamiellales; Mamiellaceae. The transcript has 2 exons. The record is from RefSeq and is a predicted model, not a curated record.